Fusarium redolens is the source of this 450-nucleotide messenger RNA. RefSeq lists its product as uncharacterized. The transcript has 3 exons. The record is from RefSeq and is a predicted model, not a curated record. NCBI's taxonomy places the organism in Eukaryota, Fungi, Ascomycota, Sordariomycetes, Hypocreales, Nectriaceae. Bases 1 to 450 code for a protein of 149 amino acids.
AUGGAUAAUCUCAACUCAGAUAUUCUUGUUGGCCAGGGUACCACCGACACCCUAGGUUUCUUCAAUUUUCACAAUAAAUCGCUCAUUCCCAGUAUCCUUCGACUGAAGUCAAGAGCAAACUUGGCCGCAAUCUGUCUGAUGUUUCCGAUUGUGUCGCUGGUGUUGAAGCCCAAGCUGACAUUGAUUAACGAGAAAAUGCAGGACAGGAGCGCGAGCAAGCUAGAAUCGCGAAGCUCUCCGGGUCCACGAAAGAACGAGCGCAAGUGCUUGAAGACGUGGCUAUCCAAACUCUUGGAAGCGAAAGACAAAAGCGUUUUUCGCCUCUCUCUGAACCCAGGGAGUCUCUUCCCUCUAUUCGAAUUACCUUCUGGGACACAAGAAAUUCAGCAGGACCCGCUACGGCUUUUCAGGCCUCUUCAGCGAGGAUUCGAUCACGAUUCACCCCUAUAG